Messenger RNA from Eucalyptus grandis, 1809 nucleotides. RefSeq names its product L-type lectin-domain containing receptor kinase IX.2-like. The record is from RefSeq and is a predicted model, not a curated record. The transcript is spliced from 2 exons. NCBI's taxonomy places the organism in Eukaryota, Viridiplantae, Streptophyta, Magnoliopsida, Myrtales, Myrtaceae. Bases 651 to 1664 code for a protein of 337 amino acids. Gene Ontology annotation, molecular function: protein kinase activity; ATP binding. Gene Ontology annotation, cellular component: plasma membrane. Gene Ontology annotation, biological process: protein phosphorylation.
GUGGCUUGUGCCCCUGGUGCUGGGCAAGCUCGAUCCUCAAUUCUUCGCCCACGCUCUCAGAUCCGACAGGCUUUCUUUGAUACCGUGGAUCAACUCCAGUGGCACGGUUCCUCUCUGACAUACUUCUCGUCCCCUCGAAGCACCAGAUUUCUAGUUUUCUUAGCCUUUUUUUGAUUCCUGCUUGCGCACUUUCUUAGGGGUAACUGGCAUUUCUAGUAAGUUAAGGUUGCCCUGUUGUGGUCCCUAUGAUGCCGAUAGUCGUAAGGUGAUUUAUAUGAUUGCAGCCAAUAAAGCAAGGUCUCACCGAGGAGCUUAUUGGGUCGUUUUAGAGGAUCAAGCCUUUUUGAGAGGAGCUGAUAACGGACACUUAAUUCUACGAUCGCUACACGGACUAUUGACAGUAAAGUUUGAGAGAGUCUAAACCACUUGACCUUUCGAUAGAUAGUGACGAUGUUGCCGCAGCUGCCAUUGUUGUUGCAUUGGCGCUUCUCAUCGUCCUCCUUUAUGAAGAUGGCUUCUGGCGACUGCUCUGGGUGGCAUUGUUUGGCUACUUUCGACUGCUCUGGGUGGCAUUGCUAAGCUUUUGGCCAUUGCUCUUGGGGGUGUUAAGGCUUAGCUACUGGCUUCUGCUCCGGGUGGCAUCCAUCACCAUGAUUUUAUUGAUCGUAUUGGCAAUGAAGGUUGUUGAUUGGGUACGUGAUAGGUCAGAGGUUGCCCGUGCACCGAUAUCGACGGAAGAGUCAGCAAACCACGGUGGACCCCAGAAGUUCUCCUAUGAGGAGUUGAGGAUGGCCACCAAUUCUUUUGCAAAUGACCAGAAAUUGGGAGAAGGAGCGUCCGGGAUCGUGUACAAAGGGCAUAUAGGAGAGGCUCGCACACCGGUAGCUGUGAAGAAAAUAAUCUCUGGUGCACACCAAGGGAUAACGGAUUAUAUAUCUGAGGUGAUCUCAAUGAGCCAACUUAGUCACGAAAACUUGGUGACACUUAUAGGCUAUUGUCACGAGGCGAAUAUACUCGCCCUGGUUUACGAAUUCGUUGGAGGAGGUAACUUGUACGAUCAUCUGUUUAAACGCAGCUCCUUGUUGACAUGGGAAAGGAGGUACAACAUCGCUUUGGGAUUAGCCUCAGCACUGUGCUACCUGCACAAAAAAAGGCCUCAUUGUGUGAUUCAUAGAGAUAUCAAAUCCAGCAACGUUAUGCUCAAUGAAGCGUUCAUAGUCAAAUUGGGAGAUUUCGGCUUGGCUAAGCUCGGCCACCACAACAGAGAGCAAAGGACAACCCGAGUGGUAGGAACACCGGGUUACUGGGAUCCUGAAUACCAUCAAACGAGGAAGGCAAGCAAAGAAUCCGACAUCUACAGUUUUGGAGUUGUCCUUUUGGAAAUAGUACGUGGGAGAAGAGCCGUCGACCUAAAACGAGACCCAGAAAACCUUGUAGUGUGGGUUUGGGAGCAAUAUGGGCCCACGAAGUUGCUCGAUGCCGUGGACACAAGGCUUGGCAGAAAUUUCGACAAGAAACAGGCGAAAGCUUUGAUGAUCGCGGGGCUGUGGUGUGCCCAUCCCGUUGCUAGGUCUCGGCCUUCGAUUGAAACGGCAAUGGACGUUUUAAACUUGAAGGCAGAGCCUCCCAAGCUCCCGCGGAAGAUGCCAGCAUAUUUCUAUUGAUCGAAAGGUCUCGUCUGGAUGUGUUUGACUUUAAGCAAAUGCCUCGAUGAUGUCUAUCUUUUAUUUUAUUCGAAAAUGAUGUCUUUUGAAGGGGGAUAUAUGUGUAUAUCACUGAAAUAAAGGUUAUUCUCAAAAAGCUGUUGUA